AUGGCGCCGCCCGCCGAAAUCUCGAUUCCAUCGACGUCACUGCACACGCCGACUGACGGCUCGAAACCAUACACACUCUACAACAUCACACUGCGGCUGCCGUUGCGCACUUUUGUAGUGCAAAAGCGCUACUCCGAGUUUGCCAACCUUCACCAAAACCUCACGUCCCUAGCAGGCGCACCACCGCCGGCGCCGCUGCCUGGAAAGUCCUGGUUCAAAUCCACCGUCAAAUCCGCCGAGCUUACCGAGGACCGGAGGCGAGGUCUCGAGUCGUACCUGCGAGCCAUAGCCGAGUCACUCGACCGCAGAUGGAGGGAUACCCCAGCAUGGCGCCAAUUUCUGCAGCUUCCUGGCAUCAACAGCGCUGGUAACAGCGCCGCUUCGGUACGGGCUGGUGCUGGCUUUGGUAUUCCCAACAAAGAUGCUGCCAACGCAGCGGCCGCCCAAGACCCAGGCACCUGGCUUGACCUGCACAAAGAGAUGAAGGGCGAAUUACAAGAGGCCAGACGGUGCUUGGCGAGAAGGGAUGGUGCGACUGACAACUCAGCGUCCCUUGAGGCGGGCGCCGCGGCAAAGCGUGCCAUUGUCAAAGCUGGCGGCCUGUUGGUGGCACUGGGUGAUGGCCUAAGAGCUAUUCAAGAUACCAAGAAACUGGGCGACGGCGAGAUCAGGAGGCGGAAGGACCUUCUCUCGGCUGCUAAGGUUGACCGCGAGGACCUGGACAAGCUUGCCAAUACGAUUGCUGCAUCAGCCAAAGCCGGCGCUGGUAAAGGAAUGCCCUCGGCCGCCGACAAAGCUGCGCUCCUGGGGCAUGCACCCAGGCAUGGAGGUCGCGUGCUCGGAGCGCCGCUGCCCGAGACGGAACGGACCAGGGAGCUGGAUAAUCAAGGGGUAGUGCAGCUACAACAACAAAUGAUGAAAGAGCAAGAUGAGGACGUCGAAAGCCUAGCCAAAAUCAUACGAAGACAAAAAGAAAUGGCACUCGAGAUUAAUCGCGAGGUUGAAGAGCAGACCUCGAUGCUUGACAAUCUCAAUAGCGAUGCCGACCGGCUACAGACCAAGGCAGAUAUCGCAAAGAAACGCAUCAAGAGCAUUCGAUGA
This is a messenger RNA of Pestalotiopsis fici W106-1, 1101 nucleotides long. RefSeq lists its product as uncharacterized. NCBI's taxonomy places the organism in Eukaryota, Fungi, Ascomycota, Sordariomycetes, Amphisphaeriales, Sporocadaceae. Gene Ontology annotation, cellular component: intracellular membrane-bounded organelle. The record is from RefSeq and is a predicted model, not a curated record. Bases 1 to 1101 code for a protein of 366 amino acids. Gene Ontology annotation, molecular function: phosphatidylinositol binding. The transcript has a single exon.